AUCUGUCUUUAAAACGUGGGAGAUUAAAAAACUGUGAAAUCAUUAAAGGUUGGUCGCCGGUGGAGCAAGCUUUUUUGGGUUUUUGUCUAUUUCUAUUCUCUGUGUAAGUUUCGAAGCAAUUACAGAGAGAAAGAGAGAGAGAGAGAGCAGCAGAGAAAGAAAGAAAGAAGAAAGAAAAUGGCUGAAAAAUUUGAGCUUGGUGAUGUGAAACAGCCCAAAGAAGAAGCUGAGGAAAUUGAGGCCUCUACUCAUGAUCUGCCCAACAUUAAGAGCAACAGAAACAAGCCAUCUGCACUUAAUAUCCCUGCUCGUGCUCCUGCUCAGCUUACCAUCUUCUACGCAGGGAGUGUUACCGUCUUUGAUGCAGUUACUGCAGAAAAGGUCCGUGAACUUCUUAUCGCGGCUGCUGCAGCUGCUGCUGAUAAGGUCAUUGAUGUAAAUAAUAGUGGCAACAGCUGUCCUCCAAGUCCACAGAUACAAACUGGGUCGAGUUCUCUUCAAAAUUCUUCUACUGCUCCUGGUUCACCAGUUGUCCAGCUCUACCCUGACCAGAAGAGCUCCAUUUGCAAAUUGCAAGCUGAAUUCCCAAUUGCAAGAAGACACUCUCUUCAGCGUUUCCUGGAGAAGCGUAGGGACAGAUUGGGCAGCAAGAGUCCAUACCCUACUUCUCCAGCAACACCGGUGGAUGAUAAUGCAAAGACAAACCUCAGCAAUAAUGCUUCUUCCGGUUUGGGUUGUUUCAAACAAUCUGCCGUGGGUCAGGAACAAAUUCAACCAAGUUCUGCGGCCUAGCCAUCUUGAACUUAUUAUGAAGAACUUCUGGAUCAUAUGAAACUUCUAUCUUUAUUAAAGUCUCAACAUUUCUAUGGUCCUUUAGCAAAAACCUUUUAACUGUUGAUUUGUAUGUUUCACUUGCCUGUUCAGCGUUAUCGGGGUGACAUGCAUACAAGUUCUCCCAAGCAAUUGAGCAUAGAGAAUGAACCUCAGGAUAGAUGGAGGGUCAGGUCUCGUGUUCCGUUGCUAGUUGAGAAUUUGUAAUCAUGUGGCCUGGGUUAUGCCAAGGCAUUUGAACUGUAUUUGAAUAUGGAUUGUCUAGCAUAUGACUAUUUGCGACAUUGUAGUCUUGCCUAGAACAAAUAACGAACUAUCUGGCGCAACUGUUGUUGUGUGUUGA
Molecule: messenger RNA, 1174 nt
Organism: Rosa rugosa (rugosa rose)
Lineage: Eukaryota; Viridiplantae; Streptophyta; Magnoliopsida; Rosales; Rosaceae
Product: protein TIFY 3-like
Exons: 5
Coding region: 178-792 (204 amino acids)
Biological process (GO): regulation of defense response; regulation of jasmonic acid mediated signaling pathway; response to wounding
Cellular component (GO): nucleus
Source: RefSeq, a predicted model, not a curated record